CAGCCAAGCAGCAACCCAUUUCAUUUAUCAACCAAUACCGGCGAUCUGCGUAAUGUGUAUAAAAUACGCAUUGGGCGCUUUCAUUUGGUUUUUGUUUUAGUUUAGCAUUCUGACGCCGCAUUCAUAAGGGAGCGUCUUCACAAUCACCACAAUCGAACACAUUUCCCAGGCAACAGGAUGUAUUUUCCGUCGAUCUCAACAAUACUGGGCGUGGCGUUUCUCGCCUACAUUGCACAUUCCAUCUAUCAAAUGUCGCAACUCUUUAACAAACUACAAUGCACCGGUAUGCCCUGCUACACCUCAUUCCUGGCAGAUAAUCCAAAGAUGCAGCUGGCACUGUUCACAUCGCUGACACGCAACCCCAUCGCCGCUGAGGUGCACGACGUGUAUAAGACACAAAAAUUUGACUACUCCAGUCCGUUCGAGCAUGACUUUGAGGUGGAUGUGCCGCUUAAGACUCGCCGAAAUGGCUCCCUCUAUAUGCACGUCGUGGUUGCGCUCGAGGGUGAGCCGCUGGAAUGGCGAACGUUGCGUCGUGAUGGACCCACCGUACUGCACACACUCAGUCUGACGGACUAUAUGGUUCCAAGAGCCGAAGCCUUCAAUUUGCUAGGCGAUGCCGAGCAGCUUAAGUCGCCGGCUUCUGGCAAAAAAGAAGGCGCCCAAGUCCCAGCCGGCCGUCCCAGCACCCACAUACGCUCGAAAGUCUUUGUAACGCUGCUCACCGAUCUCUUCUCACUGUCACAAGCCGACGUCCCACCAGAACUCGCCCAGCACAUACAUGUGAACCGAAAGCAGCAAAUACUGCCAAUCCUCAAGACGGACACGUUCAACACCCGCCUAAAGGAUCUGGUGCCAGUAACUCGCAAUACCACCGAAUUCACCUUUACCUUCCACUACAAGCCCGUCGGCGUGGGCAGACUGCGUCUGAUGCUGCUAAUGGAGCAUGCAACGCAAGCGCUGCUGGCCAUUGGAUUUGCUAUUAAGGACAUUGACGAAGUCAAGGGCAUAUUCUCAGACACGAAUAUGUACCUGCUAUGCGGCACUAUCUUCGUAUCCAGUGUGCAUAUGCUCUUCGAUUUUCUAUCCUUUAAGAACGACGUUGCAUUCUGGCGCAAGAAACGCUCCUACGAGGGCCUCUCGACACGCACCACAUUGUGGCGGGCGUUUUCGCAGUUUGUGAUCUUUUUGUACCUGCUGGAUGAGGACACUUCCUAUCUGGUCAUUGUGCCCGUCGGACUGGGCACGCUCAUUGAGCUGUGGAAAUGCAAGAAGAUCCUACGCCUGGAGCUUAGCUUCAGCAGCUUCGUGCGUCGAAAACUUGAGCAGGCGGAGGCCAAUGGUAAUGCAGCCACGAAGCGUGGCCAGCUUGCUGAACGCCAGACAGAACAGUUCGACCGUCAGGGCAUGAAAUAUCUCAGCUACCUCCUAUAUCCAUUGUGUAUUGGUGGCGCAAUUUACUCACUCAUCUAUCAGCCGCAUCGAUCUUGGUACUCCUGGACACUGAACUCGCUUGUGAAUGGCGUCUAUGCCUUUGGCUUUCUUUUUAUGCUGCCCCAACUAUUUGUGAACUAUAAGCUGAAGUCUGUGGCAGCACUUCCGUGGCGGGCCUUCAUGUAUAAAGCCUUCAAUACAUUCAUCGAUGACUUUUUUGCCUUUAUCAUCACAAUGCCGACUGCCCAUCGCGUGGCCUGUCUGCGCGAUGACAUUGUGUUCCUCAUAUAUUUGUAUCAACGCUGGCUUUAUCCCGUGGACCAGAGUCGCGUCGACACCGGCGUUGCUAUUGACGAGACAGAGCCAACGGAUUUGGAUCCAACGUCAAAUCACCAGAAGCGUGACUAGGACUCCCCGCAUAUUCCGUCUAUAUCUUUAGAGCUGUAGCUUAGUGCGUAGCAAAUCCAUUUUUGAUAUUCGUCUUUGCAUACCGUAUAUGUAUGUAUAUAAGUAUAUGAACUGUCCAUGUGUUCGCGUUUGUCCCAGCCCAAGGGGCUCAACGCACAUAAACAACAUUUUAGUAAAAUUGUAGUUGAAAAAUUGCAAAA
Molecule: messenger RNA, 2042 nt
Organism: Scaptodrosophila lebanonensis
Lineage: Eukaryota; Metazoa; Arthropoda; Insecta; Diptera; Drosophilidae
Product: cleft lip and palate transmembrane protein 1-like protein
Exons: 2
Coding region: 178-1842 (554 amino acids)
Cellular component (GO): membrane; endomembrane system
Source: RefSeq, a predicted model, not a curated record